Cylas formicarius (sweet potato weevil) is the source of this 1968-nucleotide messenger RNA. RefSeq names its product cell division cycle protein 20 homolog (gene fzy). Bases 109 to 1674 code for a protein of 521 amino acids. Gene Ontology annotation, biological process: positive regulation of anaphase-promoting complex-dependent catabolic process; anaphase-promoting complex-dependent catabolic process; positive regulation of ubiquitin protein ligase activity. The transcript has 4 exons. Gene Ontology annotation, cellular component: anaphase-promoting complex. The record is from RefSeq and is a predicted model, not a curated record. Lineage: Eukaryota; Metazoa; Arthropoda; Insecta; Coleoptera; Brentidae. Gene Ontology annotation, molecular function: ubiquitin ligase activator activity; anaphase-promoting complex binding; protein binding.
GUCGCUUUUGGACCGUAGGUUUGACACGUUUUUGCUUUAUCUACAUCUAGUAAAUUGUGAAACUUAGAUAUCUAAACAUAAAUUUAUUUAGUACUGAACUAAUUGAAGAUGUCUCAAUUUAAAUUUUGGAACGAUGUAAAUAACAUUCUGAGUUUGGAGGGACCAAUAACGAAAGGACCUCAACCAAGGUGGGAAAAAAAUAAAAGCAAAAAUGCUUCGCUAAAUAAUACCAGCAAUUUAAAUUCGUCCAAACAAAAGUCGUUUUCAUCUUCCUCAAUCAGUUUAUUAAAGACGCCGUCGAAAGGAUCAGAAAGUGAAAAGGUUUUACGGUCUAAAACGCCUUCAAAAACUCCAUUAAAGAAAUCAAAAACCCCUACUCCAAAUAAAGGUGCCAAAACUCCAGGAGGGGAUCGAUUUAUACCAUCAAGAGUUGCCAGUAAUUUGGAGCUAGCCCAGUUUAAGUUAUCCCAAGACGAAAAUCAGCCUGAGAGUCCAACUUCAAUGGAACUGCGUAGAGUUAUCUCAGAAAACAUGUGUGGUAAAGGCGGUAGUCAAAAGGUAUUCUCUUAUGCACAUAAAGCUCCUGCUGCCCCAGAAGGCUUUCAAAAUCCAAUGAGAGUGCUGUAUUCCCAAACGAAGACACCAGCAUCUAUAAAAGCCACAAACCGAUAUAUUCCACAUGCUCCUGAUAGAAUUUUAGAUGCACCAGAUAUAGUAGAUGAUUACUAUCUUAAUCUUUUGGACUGGGGUGCUAACAAUAUUUUAGCAGCUGCGUUAGGAUCUCAUGUUUACUUAUGGAAUGCUGGAACUGGGAACAUUGAUCAGCUCUUAGAACUGGAGGGUAAUGAUUAUGUAUGUUCUCUGUCAUGGAUACAAGAAGGCGACGUAUUGGCUGUGGGUACAACCCAGGGUACAAUAGAGCUCUGGGACUGUGCUCGGUCGAAACGACUCCGUAUUAUGAACGGUCACUCUGCAAGGGUUGCUUCAUUAUCAUGGAACUCUUUCAUUUUAUCUAGUGGAUGUCGAAGCGGCAAAAUUAUACAUCAUGAUGUUAGGACUAGGGAACACAUUGUUGCCACAUUAUCGGGUCAUACCCAAGAGGUUUGUGGACUUAAGUGGUCAACUGAUGGAAAGUACCUUGCUAGUGGUGGUAAUGAUAAUCUUUUAAAUGUGUGGUCCGCCGUUGGUGGACAAUAUUACUCAGAUUUAAGUCCACUUUACUCAUUUACCCAUCAUCAAGCUGCUGUAAAAGCUCUGGCUUGGUGCCCUUGGCAACCUCAUGUGUUAGCAAGUGGCGGUGGCACUGCCGAUAGACAUAUUAGAUUCUGGAACUGUCAUACAGGGUCCUGUAUUAAUUCAAUUGAUACCAAGUCUCAGGUGUGCGCAUUGCUAUGGGCAACAAAUUACAAAGAACUUGUUUCGGGACAUGGAUUUGCAAAUAAUGAAGUUAUUAUAUGGAAAUACCCGUCCAUAACAAAGGUAGCAGAGUUGAACGGCCACACAGCAAGAGUCCUUCACUUGGCAAUGUCUCCUGAUGGUUCGACUAUAUUGUCUGCUGGCGCAGAUGAAACCUUGAGGUUAUGGAAAUGCUUUGUAAAAGAUCCAGUUAAAGCCAAGAAGAAAGAUGAAACCGGCAAAGUUAAACCAAGCGCUUUGAGACAAUGUAUUAGAUAGUUUUUCCUGUGCAUGUUUCGUUUUUGACUGAUUGUGCUGUAUUGUAAUUUAUUUUUGACAAGUUUGUCCCCAUUUAUGUAAUGGACUGGUUCUAUUCUGCUAAUUGAAUGAAGUCAUAUUUUAAUAACUGUGUUUAUUUUUUAUUUUUGCUCUGUAAUAUUCACAUAAAUUUCAAAAAUUUUAAUUUUAAAUUUUUAUCUAUGUAGCAAUUUUCUAUCUUUGUUAAAUUGUUGUGGUCUCUAUUAUCGGCCCACCUAACGACUUGAGGAUAGCAGCGAAUAUGGGUUAUUUGUU